Messenger RNA from Sorghum bicolor (sorghum), 1116 nucleotides. RefSeq names its product transcription initiation factor TFIID subunit 14b-like. The coding region runs from base 152 to 889 and encodes 245 amino acids. The record is from RefSeq and is a predicted model, not a curated record. Lineage: Eukaryota; Viridiplantae; Streptophyta; Magnoliopsida; Poales; Poaceae. Gene Ontology annotation, biological process: regulation of DNA-templated transcription. The transcript is spliced from 7 exons.
CUCUCUCUUGCUUCUCCCGAAUCCCCGUUCCCCCCUGCCUGCGCGCUCUAUCUGUCUCUCUCCCGUGGCGACGACUGGGCGACCGCCGCCGCCGCCCUCUGCCAGGUGCCCAGGUCAUCUCGGAUCGUUUUCCUCGGGCCCUUCGCCGGCGAUGAGCACCCAAAGUAAAAGGCUCAAGGAUGUGGAGAUCAGUUUCCCUAUCGUCUAUGGAACCAUUUCUUUCUGGCUCGGUAAAAAGGCUAGCGAGUACAACUCCCACAAGUGGACUGUGUAUGUCCGCUCCGCAAACAAUGAGGAUCUGAGUGUCAUAGUUAAGCGUGUGGUGUUUCAGCUUCACCCAAGUUUCCAAAACCCAACAAGAGUCGUGGAGCAACCGCCUUUCGAGCUGUCUGAAUCGGGAUGGGGAGAGUUUGAGAUAGCCAUAACCCUUUAUUUCCACAGUGAUGUCUGUGACAAGCGCUUGGAUCUGUUUCAUCAGCUUAAGCUGUAUCCAGAAGAAGAAGCUGGGCCUCAAUCAACCAAGAAACCUGUUGUUGUGGAAACAUAUGAUGAGAUUGUCUUUCCUGAGCCUACAGAGGCUUUUUUCCAACGUGUGCAGAAUCAUCCAGCAGCUAAUGUGCCCAGGCUUCCUCCUGGUAUAACCUUGCCUCCUCCAGGCUCUAUGGAAAUUGUUCCAUAUGAAAAGAAGCGUGGUGACACUAAGGAUCAUCCUUUGAGUCAGUGGUUCUCGAAUUUCUCUGAAGCUGAUGAGCUUUUGAAACUAGCUGCAGCUCGGCAACAGGUGCAGGCUCACAUAGCCAAGCUGAGAAGGCAGUUAACCAUGAUAGAAGGAAUGCCCCAGCAAUCAAAAGCCUUUUCUGUCCCUGGACAGCAGUUUAGGCACAUCUAAUGUAGCAAUGUUAGCGCACCUGAUUGUAAGGAAGAUGUUGGAAUGGAAUCUUUCAACAACUGCUUGACAAAUUGGAUGUGUAACUCUGUAUUCACAUUGAGGUGGCUGCCUUAGGCUUGCAAAUGAUGUACUAAUAUGCAGUUCACUGUGUAUAUUCUAUGAAUUGUAGUACCAUUAGGCUCAUAAGAGAACAUUACUAACGUGACCUUUUGCUCUAUCUUUUCCUA